Molecule: messenger RNA, 1548 nt
Organism: Exophiala xenobiotica
Lineage: Eukaryota; Fungi; Ascomycota; Eurotiomycetes; Chaetothyriales; Herpotrichiellaceae
Exons: 6
Coding region: 1-1548 (515 amino acids)
Molecular function (GO): iron ion binding; oxidoreductase activity, acting on paired donors, with incorporation or reduction of molecular oxygen, reduced flavin or flavoprotein as one donor, and incorporation of one atom of oxygen; heme binding
Source: RefSeq, a predicted model, not a curated record
AUGUCGCUGCGAUCGCCCGGCAAUUUCGGCAUCCAGAAAGCAGAGGGCCCCGCCUAUGUGGGAGGGAAUACAUAUUCCAGCGUGAUACUCGUUUCCGCCCUGACAGCUCUAGUGCUUUACUUUUACAAACGAAGUGCGAAUACAAAGCGUGCUGAGAUACUCUUCCAGCAGAGCCAUCGCUGUGGCAGUCCACGCCCACUCCGGUACAGAUGGCCUCUCGCACUAGACACAGUCAUAGAAGCUUUCCGCAUGUUUGAAGAGAAGCAGAUCUUGCAAUGGUUUGUUCGAGUCUUUACGGAAACAGGACCAACUUUUGAGAAGACGAUUCUGGGCUCCAAGAGCAUCGACACCAUUGAGCCGGAGAACAUUGAGUCCAUCUUGUCCACCAACUUCUCAGCAUACAACCUUGGUGCCCGCCGGCCGGUCUUUGCACCUCUUCUGGGAGACGGAAUCUUUACCCAAGAUUCUGCACAAUGGAGGCACUCUCGCAACCUGUUGCGGCCUUUGUUCUCACUCAACCGUACCAACAUCUUCACCCAGGUAGAAGAGCACACGGAACAUUUGGUGAGCUGCAUACCAAUGGACAAGUUUGUCGACCUACAGCCUCUCUUUUUCCAAUUCACAUUUGACACAACAACAUUUCUGCUUUUCGGCAAGUCAGUGAACUCGUUACAGGCUAAGUCAAGACAAGAUGCAGGAAGUGCUCGAGAAGCUGAAUUUGCGGAGGCAUUUCGAAGAUCUCAAGAUUUCCUCUUCCGUCGUGGACGUCGAGGGGGUCUGUAUUGGACGGUCGACAACAAAGAGUUUCGAGGACAUUGUUCGGUUGUGCAUAAGUUUAUUGACGAAGCGGUACAUGAGGCCCUCACAGCCACACACGAGGACGGCAAACCUGCCGAGGUGCAUAGCUUCUUGGAUGCUCUCAUCAAGGAUACACGUGAUCCCAGAGUCUUGCGAGAUCAGCUUUUGAAUGUCAUGCUUGCCGGCAGAGAUACAACGGCAUGCUGUUUGGCAUGGACUUUUCGGCUCCUCGCUCAACACCCGGAUGUUCUGGGAAAGCUACGACAGGAGAUCGCUUCUACCGUGGGUGUGGUGCUUCGACUUUACCCCUCUGUGCCAAUCAACUCCCGAACUGCGUCAUGGACGACUACAAUCCCAAGGGGCGGCGGACCUGAUGGCUCUGAGCAUUUGAUGGUCAGAAAGGGGGAGGCUGUAGGGUUUUCCAUUCACGCGAUGCAUCGGCUGAAGAGACUUUAUGGCGAGGACGCUGAUUCUUUCCGUCCUGAUCGCUGGGACCCAGACGUGGACAAUGCCGUGGAUCUCAGGAACAUUUGCUGGGGCUACCUACCCUUCGGUGGGGGUCCUAGACUCUGCUUGGGGCAGGAUUUUGCUUUGCUUGAAGCUGGGUAUGUCACUGUGCGGAUAGUGCAGAAGUUCCGAACACUGGAACUGGAUCCUCGAGACACAGGGAUCGCUGUGGGUACCGAAAAACAGGAGGUUACCCUUGUCCUUGCUAGCCAAGAUGGUUGCCGGGUUAAAGCGAUUGAAUAA